Molecule: messenger RNA, 2691 nt
Organism: Hansenula ciferrii
Lineage: Eukaryota; Fungi; Ascomycota; Saccharomycetes; Phaffomycetales; Wickerhamomycetaceae
Exons: 2
Coding region: 1-2691 (896 amino acids)
Source: RefSeq, a predicted model, not a curated record
AUGUUUGUUGAUAUAUUAAUUUUUAUCAUAUCUUCACCGUUCAAGGGAGCACAGGUGUUGUGGUCAGCGCUUACGACAGAUACGCGUAAAGAUGAAAGAGCAAGAGGUAAUAUUAACCAAGAAAUUGACUCAAAUCAAGAAACUAUACCAGAAUUUGAUGAUUAUGAUGAUGAAAAUGACUACAAUGAUUACGAUACCUCAAAUUUGAAUAAAAAUAAUCAUGAUAUUCACUCUACUAAAUUGAGAUACGUUCCUGAGGAAGGCUAUAUUGGGCUAGAUGAAGAUGGUUGGUGGGUAGAUGAGAUGAUGGUAUCCCUUAUUGCUCUUCUUGAUCAGGUCCCCAAUAACUUUGGAGCCCCACAUAGCGGUUAUAGCAUAAUGAGUUCUCAACCAUAUGCGCCUAUAUCAGAAAUAUUUGUGCCAUCUCUGUUUAUGAUAGCUCUUUUCGUUAGUAUUGUGGUGAAAAAGUUAAGAGGAAGAGAUAGAAGAUUCGAACAUGCUCCAAUUGUUUUGAACUUUACAGAUGAAAGCAAUAUACGCAAUGGUGAAGAGCAGGCGGAACAAAAGAAUUCAAAUACUUCAGAGGAAAGGAAAUUUGAUAAAAUGGUCACGGCAAAAAGUAUUAAAUCACCAAUUACUGAAAGUUUUCAAUACAGAUCUCCAGAAGAGAUUGAAACAUCAAAUCUUGAAACCUCUUUAAAAAAUCAUUUCGAUGCGGAAAAUGUAAUGGGGUCUUUAAAAGGGAACGCAGAAGAUGAAGCAAGCAUCCCACUGGCAACUGUGCCAAACCAAACCAUACCCGAUGAGCUGAUAAUUAGGAAGCAUCGUGAUACAGAGUCCUCUUAUACUGAAUCGCCUAUUUUAAAUCAAGGUCGAUUUAGAGCUCAAUCAAUAGUGUCUUCUGAUCAUGAAUUGGAUCUUACUUUGCUAUCAGAUGAAAUCUCAAAGUCACUUGAGAAUGAAAAGGAACCAUUAAAUAUACCAGAUCCUGAUUUUGCUCGACUCUUGGAAAAUGAUGAAAACACAAGUUUGAAUGAACUGGAUCUUAACAACAUUCUUGGUAAUAUUAAUGAUGUUGAAAAUCAUAUUUUAGAGUCUUCUAUCUCACAAAACACCAGUUUUUUCAACACCGAAGGCACAUGUCUGGAUAUGAAGUUUAAACGCCAAUCAAUAGACAAAUCUACUACAGGCUCUCAUGUGACAGAAAAUUAUCGUGUAUUAGACAAUAGUGACGGAUUAUAUGAUCUAGACUAUCCUUUACCUGCCAAUGAUAUCAGAGCUCAUUCGAUAUUGCACACACCUGAACCCCUUUACAACAAUGAUCAGAGCCAUAAUAAUGAUUUAUAUGUGUCCCAAGAUAAUUACAUCGAUCUGAAAUCUAAAAGUCACCUUAUUAAUGAUAUCGUUGGUGCGAUUCCAAGGGACUCAGGAGUUGACUCAAGUUUGGUUAAUAAUUUGGAGCCAUUGGAGUCUGAUGCUGGUAACGUAACAGAUACAGAUCAAAACAGGAAUACGCCUGAUACUCCUGUAACACUGCUGGACUCAAAUUUUGAAAUCCAGGAUCUGUUAUCAUUGGAUGCAAAUACAAGCAGUCCAUCAUCAAGCUCAGUGAAAGAAAGUGCUCCAUCAUCAGUUCUAGACAAUUUUACUUCAGAAAGACCUAAAACGCCAAUAUCAAACCCAUGUGAAUCACAGAUUGACUCGACGCCAAAACCUUCACCUUCAAAGAUACCAGUAAGCCAAUCACCACAUAAAAGAUCCCUAUCCAGAUUGAGUUCUCCAAGAAAGAAAAAUCCAUUAAAGGUUUUCAGGAUUUCUGAUCUGGUGGAAACAUAUUUGAUCAAUCGUGAGACUUCUGAUAUUGACACGUAUUUGAAUCUGGCCUUUGGAUCAGACAUUGACGUUGAUAUGAACGUUGAAUUGCUAGAAGUCUUGACAAUGGAAAACAUUGAUGAUUUGCUCAAGGUCUACAGUGGUAAAGAAACUUCAGAGAACUGGAAGGCUCGUCAUGAUAAUUUUGGUUUAUUAAUUGGUCAUUUGAAAUUACAUUUACCAAAGGGUUUCUAUGACUAUUUUCAAGAACAGCUAUAUGAUAUCAUUGAGGAUAUAUUGGAAAUGGCAUACACAAAAAGAACUAAAUUGUUAGAGAAAGUUAUAUUAUUCAUUAGAAAUUAUGUUUACUAUAGUAACGGGGUUACUCUUGAUGAUGAGCUUUACACUACUUUAAUUCAUUUAUUGCUUCAUGUCGCUAAGAACAAGUUGGACUUCAUAAGUAGACCAACAGUAAGAUCUUUAUGCUUGAUGAUACAGGCUUUAAACUUAGAUAGUUUCAAAAGAUGUUUCCAUAUGAUAUUUGAUAAUAUUUUAUCAAACAAAACUUUGAGAGAGGAGAAAUACCAUUCUUUGUUGAUCAUCAAGUUUUACCUAUCUGUGAACUUUCACUAUUUUACAAAAGAAGACUUUGAUGACAUUUUGGACUUGAUUUUACCCUAUGUUCCUUUAUUGACCAUAGAUAGCUAUCAAAAGACAAGAGCAGAGUUAGCUGAAAUAUAUUUGAUUUGUUUGAGACUCAACCCAUCUUCAAAGCAGUUGGCGGCAUUUUAUGAUAGAUUUCCAACAUUUGUGAAAUCCAAUAUUACUAAACCAAAUCCAGUACCAGCUAAUGAUGCAGACAGUACACUUGCUGUCUGA